UAGAGGGGUGUGCAAAAAUAUUGAAAUAUCGAUAUAUCGUAUCGUUUAAUGUGAUGACACAGUAUCGAUAUUGUGGGCUGCUCUAUCGAUAUAUCACCAAGAGUAUUUUUGGUUUAUUUUACUAAAUGAUUUUGUUACAGCUACAGUUUCGUUGUUUGUUUAGUGGAAGGAAACUCGUUUGACAUUUUCGCUGUUUUGAGGAUUAAAAUGUUUGUGUUUCAUAUGAACUUUGCACAAGAAGUGGUUUAACAAAGAUUUUCCAUGAUUUAGCCUUUAUUUUUUACUGAACCGUAUCGAAUCGAAAGCGCACUGUAUCGAGGUUUGUCUCAUAUCAGUGACUUCUUAACAACACUCGGCCUCAGUCAACAGGGAAACGUGGCUCUUGCCCCGUCUGGGAGUAUGACAUCAUCACAUUCUAGAACCUGAAAACCUCCCAGUUCCAUCAGGUUCACGGCGCCGAUGACAUCAUACAUGUAAAGUUCCAUAAAGCCUUGUUACCAUGGCAACUCCGGAACUCAAAGCUAAACUUCAAAGCUUUGUGGGCUUUAACUCAAAGCUUUGUUUGGCCUCGGGGAGAUUAUAAGAGUAGGCAAAUCGCAAAUCACAAAUCGAAAAUCACAUAUCGCUUAACGGAAAAAGCACAUUUAGCUGAGCUUGACACAGAGCAAAUCGUACAAAGAUUUCAAACAGUAGACUUCACAGAGGAGACUUUACAGAGUAGAUUUCACAGAGUAGGUCGCACUUUUUAUCUGCGUAACAACACUCAGAAGCAGCUUGUUUGAAGAAAAGGUGGCCCAGCCGAUCAGAGCCGCACCAGUUGUCGCGGCCAAUCAGAAAACAGUAAAAGCAGCAUAUAAGGCAAGAAAGAUGUCAGCAACAGAGAUCCCAUCAAAAAACAAGAUGAUAAAAACAAAAGUGUCUUUAAAUCCCAAAAUAGUCUUGAAGGAUGAAGAGAAAGUUACAAAGAUGACCCCAACAACUUACUCACAAGAAAUGUUACAAUCAACUGAGGAGCGCUUGGCCAACACCAUGAAGAUGACAAACACAUCUUUUCAUAAAGCACUUUUGCGACCAUAUCCAGAGAAGCUUGUUUUCCAAAACUUCACCCCAGGAGAGACAUACAAGUUGCCUCUGCAGUUUUUUAAUAGAGACAAGGUCUCGAGAUAUGUUAAGGUGGAGCUACAGGAGUCAGAGUACUUCCAUGUAGUUGGCCCAGAGGAUACGAGUGGCAAAGUUGCACCUGGAUUGUCUGCAAGUUAUACAGUUUUAUUCACUCCACAGGACAACAAGGACUAUCAACAUCUUCUGGUCUGUGUGACUGAGAGGGAGCGCUUCAGGAUCCCAGUUGUUGCCAUUGGGCCCCGUGCCAUCCUUGACUUUCGAGAUCACUUCCUUUUACCUGUCUGCCCCGUGAAAGCAACUACAGAAAAAACUCAUCUUGUGCGCAACAUUGGAAACAGCAAAGCCAACUUCAAGCUACACACCAAAGACCCUUUCUCUGUGACACCUUCCUCUGGGAGUUUGGCUGUUGGGGAAAGCGUGCAAGUGACUGUAACAUUUAGCCCCAUGAGUGUCGGUGACCACAGACAGGACCUACUGCUCUAUUAUCACACUGGUGAAGUUGUUUAUAUCAGUUUGUUUGGAACUUGUGAAGAAUUGAUCAUCCAUCUUGAGACUGACCUGGUUCAGCUGGACAAGACUUACAUAUCUUUGUCCAGUGUUCAGACAGCAUCCCUCAAGAACACCAGCGACAUCCCACUGCGGUACUUUUGGACUACACAGCGCAGCCACAGUGAGCAGGAGAAGGACAGGGGCACCCUGCUCCACCCAAGGGAACAGGAGGAGGGCUUUCAGACUGAGUUCAACCCUGCAGCCAUCCAUCGCUCUGGGCCUCUGUCCACCACAGCACCAGACCCUGCUGACCUUUCAAAUGAAGGUGCCAUUAUUCUGGAACCAAUGGCGGGUGAAAUAUGGCCAAAUGUUACAAGGAAGUUCAACAUCAUCUUCAGACCAACAGCAGCCACUCUUUACCAGCAGACCCUGUACUGUGAUAUUACAGGUUGUGAGUCUCCUUUAUGCCUAACAAUAAAAGGUGAAGGCCUGGGACCAAAGCUCAAACCCAGUUUCAAUGUGUUGGACAUGGAAAAUAUAUGUAUUGGUGACAAAGAUUGGUAUGAGGUGACAUUAACCAACAAAGGCUUAAUUGAUGCCCCUUUCAAGAUGUCCAGCCCCAACACCACUUUUGGACAGUUUUUUUCCUUUAGUCCAGUUGAAGAUGUUGUUCCUCCUGGGGCCUGUCAGACAGUUAAAGUCACCUUCUCCAGUUCAGUUCUUGGAAAAUUUUCUGAGGAUUUACUCCUUACAGUGAAAGGACAGCCUUAUCCUCAAAUCUUGAAUUUCAGGGGUUGUGUCACUGGUCCAACCUUUGACUUUGAUGUGACCGAACUAAAUUUUGGAGAUGUAGUAUUUGGGUUUCCUCAAAGUACUAUUUGCACACUUUUUAACAGAUCAUUUGUGCCAAUGACAUUUUCCCUGCGCGUGCUGGGGGAUGGAUUAGGCCCUCCCAGUGUGUCUUGUGUCCAACAGGUGAAUGACAGAUCCAGAAGCCAGUGGCAGGGCUGUACUGCUAAAGACCGUCAUGUGAGGCCCAAAGAAUUCACUGUCAGUCCUGAGGCCGACUGUGUUUUGGCCAUGUCACAAGUCCCCAUAAAGGUGACGCUAUGCUCCAAUACAAUCAAACAAUAUAAGAUGGCUUUGGCUGUAGACGUGGAGGGUGUUGGGAAGAAGAUCAGGACUUUACCACUUUAUGCAAGGUGUGUUGUGCCUAACCUUGCGGUAGACACUCCACUUCUGGACUACAAAAGUUGUUUCCUCAAUCUCCCUUAUAAACAGGAAAUACAUUUAGUUAACACAAGUUCUCUUCCUGCCUGUUAUGGUGUUUUAGAACAGGAGCUGGAAGAGAAUCCAUCAAUAUAUUUUGAGAGUCUCAUACCCAGAGGUGUCAUUUUACCCAACAGCUCAGAGGAUAUUCCUGUAUGUGUCACUGCAAAGGCUGUGGGAAAAUUGCAUUGCAAUAUGCGUAUCGCUGUGUUUGGCAGUACCCAGCUACCUCUGGAUGUUGUGUUGUCCUGUACUGGGCAAGGACCAAUUGUUUGUGUUCAAAGUACACAUCUUGACUUUGGCAGAAUCCCAGUAUUGAAAGACAUCUCAAAAUCAUUGCACCUUCUAAACCAGUCACCAAUUCCAGCACAUUUCUCUGUAUGCAUGAGGCAGAGAAAGUCCUUUUGGCAUGUGGAGCCCAAAGAGGGGAAGGUGCCAGCCCAGGGCCGGCUGGAGCUCCAGGUCGUGGCUCAUCUGAAGGACACGCUUCACUUUGAAGACCAAAUGGAAGUGUCUGUCCAGGACGGUGGCUUGCUCACUGUCUCAGUGUGUGGAAGAGGCACUGGCACCACUAUUGUCAGUGACAAGGCGUUUGCCCCAAGCCUCGAUCUCGGGACACACAUUAGUCAUGGGUUAUACCAGUACCACUUCAAGCUGACGAACCUUGGUUUAAGGACCCACCGUAUGUAUUGGCGGACCGAUGGCUUUUUGAAUAAAACUCAGAGGGUGAAUAAACUUGGGAGUCAAACAUCACUUCCCCCCAUCUAUCCUCCUAAAAAAAAGAACCUCCUCCCCAAGCGGGGGUCCUCAAGGUCUUCGAGGGCCUCUCUCCCGGAGAGGCCAGUGUUUAGCCUAAACCCUGCUCGUGUGGAACUCUUCCCUGGUCAUUCAGUGGACAUGGUUUUAACAGGAUCGUGUAAUAUUCCCAAGGUAGUGCAUGAACGUCUAGUGUGCCACAGUGUUGUGGGUAACGCUGGCUCCUGUGACAGCAUCAUGACUGUAGAUGUCACUUGCUGCUUUGUGGCCCCUAUGCUCAGUAUUUCUCCCAAGAAGUUACAUUUCAACUUAAAAAAGGUCCCAGGAAAGAGCAUCGUACCACAAUAUAAAAAGCUGCUACUGAAGAAUGUUUCCAGUCUCACUUUAUUUAUAGAUCUUCAAACUGUUGAGCCAUUCUCCCUGUGUCAUGUAGAGGGUUCCCAGGGCUCUGCCACUAUGAAGAUGAUGGCUCUAGAUGAGGGAAAUCACACGGAGCUGUGGGUAUGCCUUAAUCCUAGCUUUUGUGAGGAUCGGGUGUCACGAGUGCUUCAUGAGUUCCUUGAGAUAAAUUACCAAGGACAUCCCCAGCAGGAUGUUGUAGAGCUGCAUGGAGAGAUCCACUUCCCCAAUCUGCUCCUUUCAAGCACAUCAGUGGAUUUUGGUUGUGUGCUUAACUCCACUGAAACUCAGAGAGAAAUCACAAUAACCAACUGCUCACCUCUGCCUGUGGCGUACCAUUGGACAUUUCUGGAUCAAAAGCCCAGUGACCCUAGAGAGGUGGAGGAGCUGAGUCUUUCACUGGAGGAUAUAAAAAAGCAUCCGAAUGAAGACAGCGAGAACACUCUUUCUUCUGCCUCAUUGCUCCAAUGUAAUCCUGUAUCUACAGACAAUGAGCAAAGAAGUAUUUACUGCCCAGUCAAGGUGGAGGAGAUGUUUGAUGUGCUGCCAAUUUAUGGUCAUCUGCAACCUGGAGAGCAGCAGGUGACCUCCUUCUCUUUCUAUGGCCAUAAUAAUGUGAGCAGAGAAGUGGUCGCCCAGUGCCACGUGGAGGAUGGGCCUGUGUAUGGAGUCACACUUAAAGGGGAAGCCUCACAAGUCUCCUUCUGUCUUGACUACACCUGUGUCAAUUUUGGCCAAAAGCUGUUUGAUCAUGUUGGAGAAGCUGAAAUAAUACUGAAGAAUACUGGAAAAAUGAGUUUUAAUUUCAAGAUUUGGAGUGUUGAUCAAAAUGAGAACAACGUUUAUGAUCCUUCUGAAAAAAAACUGGAUAUUCAUUCAAGUCAUAAAAACAUAAAACAAAGUGAUGAAGACAUUGAAGUAAUACCUGGUCAGCCACUGGUUCUCCCCUCUGAGGGGUACGUUGAAGCUGGCACAGCAACAUUCCUGCGUGUACUGUACCUCCCCGGGGUCCCUGAGAAGUUUGAAAAGAGACUUCAGCUGCAGGUAGCCUAUUUGCUACCGCAGCAGAUCACUGUGAUUGGAGAGGGAGUUUUUCCACGGGUCAUUCUGAAUUUGCCGCGGAACCUUUCACAAGACAGUUACAGCAAUCUGAUGGAGCAAGCUAAAGAGACUUUGAAAACUAAUGGACACUUUGAGGGAUUUACCACUGAGAACAGCACCGAGGAUGCAACAGAAGCCAGCUAUACCCCAACAAAUGAGGAACUGCUUCAAAUGGAAAUGGAAAGGAUCCUAGUUAAAGAAAAUGCUCUAUCUGUGACUGGCAGCUUCCUGGAGUUUAAAGAACAGCGAGGGCUCUUGAGAAGGUGGAGCAGACUCACCAAGUGCCUGCUUCCAGAGUAUAAUUUGGAUUUUGGCUCAGUCAUCCUUGGCAGAACACCUAGUCAAACUGUGCAUAUCAGCAACAAUGGAUCAGUGACUGUCUCAUUAACUGCUAAUCACAAGGUUUUGGUUGGCACAGGUUUUAGUAUUGACUUUGAAAAAGUCAAGAACCUGCCCUGUGGAGAGACACAUGUCUUUACUGUUAUGUUUGACCCUCAAGAAGCUAAACUUCCCCUGGGAAGUGUGGGUGUUGUCCUGCCAAUACAGGUAAAGGGUGGUCCCACUGUCCAGGUGCAUCUAUGUGCUGUGGUAACUAAGCCAGGCAUCACAGUUUCAACAGAAAAACUUGAGUUUGAGACUAUCCCAUGUGGCAUGUGCCAGAUGAAGACAGUACAGCUCUUCAAUCAUGAGUCGGUGCCCUGUCAAUGGAGCAUAGCUGAGGAGGUGAAGCUGAAGAAGGUAAAUAAAUUCCUUCCUUUCUACAAACGAAAGCAGCUACCUCCUCCAGUGGUGUAUGAGAUGCUUCCCAACUCUGGGUUGCUGUCUCCUGGUGAAAGGGUCAAUGUUCAGGUCACGUUCACUCCAUUAGCAGAGGAGGUUUACAGCAAAAACCUUGUGGUCAGUGUGGCUGAAAGCUACCAGAAAGUGUUGAUCACAGCACAGGGUGAGGGUGAAGAGGCACGACUGGACUUCUGCCCACCUGUGCUGCAACUCAGACCUUGUCUGCCUUUUAGCACCGACGUGGAGGCUGAGGUCACAGUCAAAAAUUCACGUUCCUUUCCCAUUGAGUUUUACUGUCUGGAACUCGACACACAAUACCUUGAAGAAGAAAGGAUAUUGCGUUCAGUGCAGGGUUAUGAUGAGAACAACAGAUUGCUGCUCCCUCCAAGGAUCCCCGGAGAAGGACUUCCUCAUGAACUGCUAGAAUUCUACCAGCACUAUAACACAACAGAGAAUGCAGACAAUGUCCCAAAAUGUGAUAUACAGAUGAGGCAACAAGAAACCUUUGAAAAUAAAAGACCUCCUACAGCCCUGGAGCAAGCUGAAUUCUUGCUUUCAGAAAUUAACAGAGAGGGCUUACGUAAAGAACUAGGCCAACUGCUCUUGGACCCAGUCUCCAGAGCCAUUGCCCGUCACAUGGGUAUUGACCUGUCUCCAGACAGUCUGGCUGCACUCAACCGCAGGGGCAUCGCCAUUAUUGUGUAUGGAGCCCCAAAGACAGGUAUAAAUGGCACAGCAAUGUCUCUGGCCCAGUACUAUGGAGGGACAUUAGUAAGUAUUGAUGCUGUGGUGACUGAGGCACUGUUAGAAGGGACUUCACGAGCUGCCAUCACUGCCAGACAGCUCUUUGAUCAGGCUGCUGCAGAGUAUGCAAAAACUGUGGGAGAACCAUUGCCUGAAGUCAUGGAAAAGACUGCAAGCUCUUCUUCCAAUGGAGAACCAACUGACACUGAAGCUACCCAAAUCGCUCUUUCCUUGGGAGGGGACAUGGCAUCACUCAAAACUCUUCUACCUGAACCUGUGCUAAUUGGUAUCUUAACUGAAAGAUUUCAAUCAAGUGACUGUCAUCGUGGCAUAGUGGUCAGCGGAUUGAAGUCUGCUUUUGCUGCAACAGUCACACAUACACUGCAAGCUGUCCUCAAAGCCCUCAACAACAGGAAACACAUCUAUGUUGUGAACAUGUUUGAUUCCUAUUUUGCAUUGCAGAGCAGAGAGAAAGCACAAAAAGAUGCUAAGGAAGCCCUGCAGCAGGAGAUGGCUGAAAAUGAAAAACAGUGGCUGCAAGAGUUGGAUGAGGAUGAGUAUGAGGCUUUACCAGAGGAGAAGAAACGCAUUAUUGAGCAACACAGACAGAGGCUCACAAAAGAACAAAUGAAACUACCCAAAGAACAAGAGCGGCAGCGGCAGCAGGAGGACCUGAAACAGCUUAAAGAGGAGGAGCUGAAGAAACAUAACAAAAAAGCCCCAAAGAAGGACAUCCAGAAGGAGACCCCCAAAAAGAAGUUUCUUGAAGUGAAAGUGUCCAAUGAAAAACUGACUCAGAAGAACCCUAGAGAGAGUGAAGCCAGUGACCUAAACAUUUCAAGAGAAGGCCAAAACAACUCACUUAGCAAAGAGGAUAAUGAUUGUCAAAUAGAAGAAGCAAAGGCAUUAGGAACUGAAACUCCUGCAAAUACUGAAAACCUGGACAGACAUAAGUCUGAGGUGAAUGAGUUGCAGACUGAGUUCCUUGCAUAUGAGCAAAGUCAGGUGCAGGUGGAGCACAUUCUGCAGCACUGGGACCGUGUCCAGGGAGUCCUGCUGGUGCCAGUCCCUGGAGAAGACAUGCCAGGUUCCGAAGAGAUAACAACUGAAAAAAUAAGCCCAGUUGGAAAAGGCAAGGGGAAGAAAGCCAAUUACAAAGGUCCAAAAUACAGUCACACUGAAACUGUUGAAGACAAGUUGAGUCCAGUUGAUGUCAUCCCACACCUUGUUAUAAAUCUGAUGGAAAAAGAAGGCAUUUUAACAGAGCUUCUCAGACAUGCUCUGCCUUCAGUAGAAGAGGUCUUGAAUGAACUGGGCUUAGGGCCAAGUGGUCCACCUCUCCCCCCUCCUGCUACAUUUUCUCUGGUUCCAUUUCCCAAAAACAGAACUUUGAGUCAAUUAAACAACAAGUGCUUCACAUUCCUUGUUCCCUCUGACCAAGAUGAGCAAAAUGAUGAGCGAAAAGAUGAGGAGGAGGAUUUACCAACUGCAUUAAAGCCUAAGGCACCAACUAAAGGGUGGGGCAAAAGCGCCAUCAAGGAGACCAGUUCACCAAAAGACAAAGACAAAAAGACCAAAGAGACGCAAGAGGGCAACGGAAAAAACUCAGCAAAAACAAAACCCGCAGCGUCAUCUCUCACCUCACUGAGCAAUGAAGACCAGCACCAGCUGAAUGUUGAGCUGAAACGCAACCAAAGUCUGACUAAGUUCCGCUGGACUGUACCUGCUAAUGGAGAAAUCAUCUUGAGGAUCUGGUUCUAUUCAGAAAGCCCAGGGAUUUUUGAACAGAAGUUUAACUUUGAAAUGACGGGCACUCAAACUCAGUGGCAGCUUCUCUGUAAAGGAAUUUGUUCAUAUCCUUCCAUCAGCAAAGACUAUAAGACUCUUUUUGUGUACAGUAAAAAGACACAAUAUGAAGAAACCGAUGUCCACAAAACAUAUAUUAUUAAUCCUGGGUACUUUGAAUUUGGACCUUUGAUCUGUAGCAAAACAAGAGACGGAUACAAAGAAAGCAAGUAUCCAGAUAAUACAGAAAAGCUUCUCAUCCAUAACACAUCAGGAAUAGAAGCUGAAAUUCAGUUCAGCUUCCAAAAUGACACCCAGGCAACUACGUAUCUGUUAGAACCUCCAGCUAUGACUCUGAAACCAAAUGAGAAGCAGGAAUUGAUGAUAUGGGCCUAUCCAACUAAAGUGGGACAAAUAAAGGAUAGCAUUGUGUGCCAUAUUAAAGAUAAUCCUGAACCUGUACUUAUCAACGUUUCUUGUUGGGGAGUUCGGCCAGAGUUAGAGCUUGAUACCAAAAGCUUGCCCUUUGACAAGACUGUAAUACACAGACGUGUCAGCCGCACUGUGAACCUGCACAACAAGACAGCUGUCCCUGUGUCUUGGAAGUUGCAGGGGAUAGAUGACCUGGGGGAUUUAUUCAGUGUGCCACAAGAUCAGGGCAUUGUUCCACCUCGGUCAACUUUUCCUUUAACUUUGCACUUUAGAGCCAAAAAGCCGUUACACAUUAAGAAGACCCUUCGCAUAGAGGUUUCAGAUGUGGAGAAAAUUUUGGGCAUUAUUCAUACUGAGAAUAUUUCAGUCUCAGCUGAGGCCUAUGAUGUAUCAAUAAAUAUAGAACCGGGUUGUUUGGAUUUUGGAACUAUUAAAGUCUUUGAUGAAGCCAAGCCAACUCUCAGGAUACGAAAUCACGGGAAAUAUGAAAUAGCUUAUAAGUUUACACUCGAGAAGACCCACCCAAAUCAACCAAAUCUAGAUUCCCUUUUCAGCAUUUCACCUCAAAGUGGUAAAGUUAUGCCUCAUGACAAGUCAGCAACUGUCCAGAUAAUCUGUAAGCCUAAGACUGAACUCUGCAUCAGAGAGCAACCCAUACUUCUCUGUCAGGUUAUUGAGCCUAAUAUUGGAGAAAAAGGGGAAACCAUCGUCACUUUAGUAACCAAGGUUUCAGUUCAAGCAGUCUUCUCCAGGUUCAAAAUCUCACCAGCCUGUGACAUUAACUUUGGUCCCCUGGUGUUUGGGAGCAAGAAAACCCAGUGUUUUCUUUUUGAGAACAUUGGAGUGUUUGAGACACGCUUUUCAAUCCACCGCAAAAUCAUAAGUUCCCUUGAGCGGUCAGGGUUCAAUCCUGUUCCUGGUGGCAAAGUGAAACCUGAGGGUAUACAAAAAGACAUGAGCACAGUACAGACCCGGCUGACGAUAGGGGUGUUCUCCGUAUACCCCUGCACUGCCGUGGUGUUGCCAGGCUGUCAGCAGGUGGUCACUGUUGAAUGUAGUGGAGAUCAGCUGGGCAUCUGUGAUCAGGAUUUAGCCAUAGAUAUAUAUGACCGUGAUCCCUCGGACCAUCCUGAUGGCAUACCAUACAGACUACUGGCUGAAGUAUACAAGACAGGCAUUUUAUUGGAACCAAGCUCUAUCUUUGAAGAGCACUUUUUGUGUCAAAACAGCCAUCAGCUAUCUUCCGAGCAGUUUGCCAAUGCUAAGAGCCUUUAUGUCACGGAAGAAAACAAGUUCAUUUUCAACAAAGUUUUAGUGGGACAAACUGCAAGUGCUCGCUUCAAACUUACAAAUAAUACCAAAGUCCCUUGCAGUCUCAACGUUGCUAUUAGAUAUAUUGGUCCAAAGAUGGAGAAGAUGCCACUUCAUGAGGAGAUCUUUCAUUUAUCUCCUUCAACUCUGUCUAUACCUAGUCAGUCACACUGUUUUGCUGAGGUCACCUUCACUCCGCUUGUGAUGACGACAUACCAUGCGGUGCUUGAGGCCUCAAUGGAUGGAGCCACACAGAGGAACAGAAUGACGCCCACAAAUAAAAGCAAGGUGCUGGAGUUUGAUAUUCUCGGUGAAGGGACUCUGCCUCGUGUGUGUGUGGUUCAUCCUCCCCUUAAGAACAGCUCUGGUGACCCACUGCUGCAGUUUAGACGUUCUUUCGGACAAAGAAAAACACGAUCAUUUGUGCUGCUAAAUGAUGGAAAUGCCCCAGCUCAAGUUCAAAUUGAUAUGCCUGACAAAGAUGGAGUGUUUACCCUCAGUACAGCGCCAGGCAACAACUGCAGUUCCAUUGGCACUGUAGUACUUAAGAACAACUCUGACCCAGAGCCCCAGUCUGCGUACAGAGCCAUCACCCAACUAAAUGUUCAGGAGAAAGCUGAGUUUGAAGUCAGCUUUUGUUCCAAAAAGGUCCAAAAAUGUCAUACCGAGGUGUACUUAGAUGACACCCAAUACAACAACAUCACAAUAUUUGUUGCUGGAGAGGCCUACCAAGAAAUUGUCUCACUGGAGAACAUCAAACAACCUUUAAUUGAAACAGAUCACAUUGUCGAUGGAAAUUAUGAAAUUCUGGAUUUUGGUGAGUGCUAUGUAGAUGUGACAAACCAAGAAAGCUUUACUAUGGUCAACCACAGCAAAGACAAAGUGCUGCGGUUUGAAUGGCCUCCUGCGGGGCCCCAAGUCAGUUUUUCUCCACAGGUUGGCCAUCUUCACCCUGGAUGCUCAAAAGAUGUGGUUGUCUCAUUUCACACCAGUCAGCCCUUCAGUCUGAAAAGUAAACCAAUGAAAUGUAAAGUGACUCAGGUGGUGUUCGAGGAGCCUCUGGAGCAAGUGUUGGACUGGGAUGACCGGCAAAAGACACUUCACUCCACGAGUGCUGAUAAACCAAACGAUAAAGCAGCCUCUGCCGCAUCGUCGCCACAACCUGCCAACAAGAAGGGAAUAAAGACAGAUCCCGAGCCCAGCUGCUCUGUGGUAGAUGGCUGGCAUUUGGACCUAGAAUUGCGCAUCAAUGCAAUUUGUGACUAUGCCAAGUUUAGCUGUAGCGCUACCACUAUAAACUUUGAAGACACUAUGCUUUAUCAGACCAGCCUUCAAAAAUUGCAACUAUCUAAUGAGGGCAAUGUGAGCCUGGCAUUUUCAUGGAAAGUUCAAAUGGAUCAUGACAAAACAGGUUCAGUGACAUGAUAAUCUAAAUUUCAAACCUCUCGUCCGAACUCUGGGUCCUCAAAUGUUGUGACGCGUCCUUCCAGUGCAGCUGACAGUAUGGUGUCCUUUCUAAGCAUUAACCCAGAGCUGGUCCCCUUCACUGUGGAGCCCUGCAUAGGGACUAUUAAGCCCAGAGCUACACAAGAGUUUAACAUCCGCUUUUCUCCCUUGGAAGUGUCGCAAUUUGAAGGCAUGCUUAAAUGCAGUAUCCCUAACUUGCAGAAAAAGGACCAGCCUCCCUCUGUUUCAGUGUGCGGUCUCAGCAUGAUGCCAAAUUGCCACUUUGACCUUGAAGACUCAGACUACAUCAGUGGAAGACGUCGUAAUUCUGAGUUUAGAAGUCCCUUAGACCCUAAGACAAGAGUUGUUGAGUUCGUUGCUGUUGGUUUAUCUGCGUCAUCUACAAAGCGUUUCUUUGUGUUAAACCCAACAAACAAACCAUACUCAUUUAAGUGGAGAUGUGAGGAUUCCAGUGGGUGCUCAUUUCGAUGUUUGACUCCAAGUGGUAUUCUUGAGCCCAAGGAGAAAGCAGAGGUUCACUUGGAGUAUGUGUCUGAGCAGAUGGAUGUGGUGGAAUCAUCAUGGAGCUUUGUGAUUGACACUCUGUCAGUGUCUGUUCCAUUUCUGUUUGUGGGAACCACAAGAGCACCACUUAUCUAUCUUGAUAAAGCUCUGAUCAACUUUGGAGAUUUACUUGUUGGAAAUAAGGCUGAGCAAACAGUACAUUUAGUAAACGGAGAGGAAGAGCCUUUUCACUUCUCAGUGUUGCAGCCAUCUCUUCUGUGUGAAGAUCAGCUCUCCAGCCUCGUCAUGCAGCCCAUGAGUGGCUCACUGGGACCAAAAGAAAGGUGUCCACUGUCUGUAUCGUUUGCACCCAAUCGCCAAGGCUAUAUGAGCUUCAGGGUGUUUCUGAAGGUGAAAAGGAUGCUAGAGCCACUUGCCCUAACUGUUAAAGCUGACUGUUUUUCCAUGGGCAUGCUGGUUCUAGUAGAAAACCCAAAUGGUGGUUUGAGAGAGCUCAGACCUGACCACAUUGAGAGCAUCGACUUUGAAAGGGUUGGGAUUUCAGAACAAUCUUCUUUCCGCUUCCUGGUUUCCAGCCUUGCAAAAUGUGAGCUGGACAUCACCUUUGACACAGCAGGCCCCAGUAACCUGCUGCAGUAUUUAAGAGCUGAGCCAAAGCACGCAACUGUGGAGGUCGACAAGCAGCUGCAAUUAUCACUUUUCUUUUGUCCUCUGAGUAUCUGUAACCUUCAAGAUGUUAAACUGAGUAUCAAGGUGAAAAAUGGAGCAACUUUUAAUUUAGACGUUAAAGGCAAAGGCACAGCGCCAAGCUUUGACUUUUCUUUCACUAAACACAAUUUUGGAAAGUGCUUCGUACAAAGUCCAGCGAUGCUUUCUCCCACACAAACUCUAGUAAUCAGAAAUAAAGACAAAAGGGACAUCAGUGUCCAAUGCCAGUUUGCGAACACAUCUUAUCUGGAGCUUGCCUUCCAACCCACAAUUCUGGCUGCAGGUGCAGACUUGAAAAUUCCCAUCACAUUUUCUCCUCAAGAGGCGCGCCGUUACCAGGAAAACCUGGACUUUAUCCUCAACAGCUGUGUCACCAAACAAGUGGAGAUUCUGGGGCAGGGUAUAGAGAUCAAGCUGGAAGUAAAGGAUCCAAAACACAGAAAAAUCAACUUUGGAUCACUAACACUUGGAAAAAAAGUGAAAAAACGUGUUGUUUUGGUGAACCGCAGCUGUGUCAACCUCUCUUUUUCUCUUCAUCUCAACUGUAACACUCCACUUGACCCAAAGGAUUUGUCAGUAUUGCCGACUGGACAGCUGAACCUUAAAGCUGGUGAAUCAUGCUCUGCAGAGAUCCAGUUCGCUCCUCAACAACAUGUACCAAAGUUUACUGUGGAGCUGCAGGCGGAAACACUGGGCCUGUUACACCCCCUACUGUCCAUUCGAGGGUCCUGCCAGGGAGUAGAGGUUCACUUGGAUCAAAACCACAUUGCAUUUGGAGCUAUAGUCCAGCAUUGUAAAACCAGCAGAAAGAUUGUCAUGAUAAACACUGGUGAUAUUGGUGGGAAGUUUUUCUGGAAAAUGGAGAAAUUUCCUCCUUCAUUGUCCAUUUCUCCUAAGAAAGGUUCUAUUGGUCCAAACAUGGAAGUUCCCUUUGAACUUGUCUUUGCCCCUGUGCAUCUCAGCAGUGACAGCAGGUUUGAGAAUCUGCCUUGUGUUGUGGAGGGUCGCAGCGCACCCUUAACCCUUACUGUCACUGGCUCCUGUGUAAUGGCCUCUAGCAAAGAGGUGGUAAAUUUUGUUUGCCCAGUGCGUAGCUCACACACCCAGAGCCUGUCUGUGCAGAACCCCACAAACCUGAGCUGUACCAUCAGACCCGUGAUCGAGGGAGAGCAGUGGACAUGUGCACCAGUUAUAGUGCUGGAACCUCUUCAGCAUAAGAUGUUUGUCACAUACAGCCCUCUUACUAUGACCAUUGAGGGGAACAAGCACCUGGGUUCAGUGUUUUUCUCCUUCCCGGAUGGGACAGGCCUGCUCUACUCUCUUCAGGGUACAGCUGAGGCUCCUAAGGCUGAGGACACUAUUGUGCACGAGCUGCCAGCCAAAUGUCACCACACAGAGCUCCUCUCAGUGCACAACUGGCUUAUGAAACAACAACGAUUCCAUGUUCUGUUGGAGUUUAUUAAGCCAGAAAGGCCUGAUGCUACAGUCUCUUUUAGUGGCCUACAUUUCAUUGAUGUUCCUGCUUUGAGCAAUCGUGACUAUAAACUGUCCUUUUUCACCUACAAAACUGGUCAAUACAACACUAAGGUGACAUUUCGUAAUGACAUCUCAGGAGAAUAUCUGUUUUACCUGAUCACUUUCAAGGCCACAUCUUACCAGGUUCAGUCCACUAUAGAGCUGGUGACUACUGUCCGCCAGCCGGUCUCAGCCACAGUGCACAUAGAGAACCCCCUCCCCACGAAUGUCUAUCUCACUACUGAGUGCAAAAGCUCUGAGAUCAGUCUGCCAGUCCAGCACACUGUCCCGGGACACUCUAAAGAUCCUCUAAGCUUUGAAUACCUGCCCUUACAAGCUGGGAAGACUACAGCACGGCUAACUCUGAGCAAUAAUGAAUUAGGAUAUUUUUACUAUGAUUUGCUCCUUCAAGCUUUGCCUCCACCUUUGGAGAAAACUGUCCACUUUACUGCAUCUCUUGGUACCAGUCACUCCGUCAGUGUCAAGUUUACCAACUUUUCUCGCACCAGGGCUGAAUACUCUUGCAAGACGGAUUGCCCAGAUUUUCUUGUUGACAAGAGUGUGACUGCAGUGGCGGGAUUCCAGGCAGGCUCUGAGGCCAGUGUAGAUGUGGUCUUUGAGCCUCACCAGCUGGGAGAAGUGAGAGCUCAGCUGACUCUGUUCUCUGCUGCUGGAGGUGAAUACAUUUUUCCUCUGCAUGGAGUGUGCCAGUCCCCCAAAACACAAGGGCCAUUCAGCAUCAGUGCAGGACGGGUGUUGUCUAUACCUUUCAAAAAUGUGUUUUUGCAAAACACUGAGUUUUCUUAUCAGGUAAACAACCCAUUAUUUACUGUUAAAGGAGCAGAGACAAUAAACUCCAAGAGGACACAGAAUGUGAUGGUGUCCUUUGAGCUUCCUCCUAGAGGUGGUUCUGGGCCAUGGUUUGGCAGACUGACCAUUUCCAGUCGGCCCUCAGACCCCCACGCCAAGCCCUGCUCCUGGGUCUUCUAUCUGAAAGGAUACAGACCGGUUUCUUCAUAG
Boleophthalmus pectinirostris (great blue-spotted mudskipper) is the source of this 15402-nucleotide messenger RNA. RefSeq names its product HYDIN axonemal central pair apparatus protein (gene hydin). Gene Ontology annotation, cellular component: axoneme. The record is from RefSeq and is a predicted model, not a curated record. Gene Ontology annotation, biological process: cilium movement; axonemal central apparatus assembly. Lineage: Eukaryota; Metazoa; Chordata; Actinopteri; Gobiiformes; Gobiidae.